UUUACUCUCAGUUUCCAGAACAGUAUCUGGAAUAUAUUUGGCACUUGAUAAAUACUUGUUCACUCAGCUAAUAAUGAUUUACAUAUUUGCUAAGCCCUUUUUAGAUGCUUUAUACUACAGCUGUCUAGCUGAACAAAACUGUUUGUCUUGUAACCAUGUGGCUGAGAUUUAUCCCCCAAAAACGUGCUGCUUCAUGUACAUCCAGAAGCAGCUGGUUCUUAAGUUACCUUAACUAAGAGCCACUACAGUAAUGACAAGAAUCAUUAUUUCUAUUGUCCAGUAAAGGCUGUAGCUCCUCGGGCCAUCAUAAUAGCAGCCACCCAUAGAGCCUAACAAGUGAUUUUUUCCUUUAGUAAUUGCACUUUAGUAAUUAUCCCCCUUCCUUCAAUUAAUGAGACCUCAAAUAACGAUUUAGUUGAAAGCAUAGAAUUUUGGAAUUUGACUUAAGGCAAUUCAUUUCUCACCUCAUUUUCUCCUGAAUUCAGGUUAAAAUGUUCAAUUGCGAUUAUAAUUAAAAAGGAGAGGCAGGAAAAAGUGAAAGCCUGGCAUGCGUUAUUAUUUCAGUUUUUAAAAUUGCCUUAUUGUUCUCUAAUAAUCUAGGUCUUAUUAGCGUCAACAGUACAAGGCGAAUAAGACAUAGUGCCUUGGCUUAAACAUCUUAAUGUAGCCUAAGGAAAUACAAAAUGUAAAUAGCAGUCAAUAAAUGUGUUCAUAUUAUUAAUGUUGGUUAAGAAUCCUUAGAGGGAAGAUCUUUUUUAUCCAUCUUUUUUUUUUUUUUCAAUCCAUCUUUUAAAUGAUGGGCUGGGUACUUCCAGAUGAUUGACUUAAUAAAAAUGAACAGCCCGUAUGAAAAUCCAAAAUAACAGAAGAUAGUCUCCACAGAAAUAAACUGCCCAGUGGGGACUCAUAGUGGCAGGGCGUGACACAUGGCUCGCCACAUAGCAUGGCACUUGCAAAUAUGACUUAGGCAAUGAGAAACUGAAUUCAGGAAAUGUUCUUUUCUUUUCUUUUUUAGCUCUUCUCUGGAGGAGGAAGAGUGUUCAGGAGAAAAUAGCCUUAGGAAGCAAAAGGAAUUGGCUAAGAUAAAUAAACACGGAAUGUCUGUGUUGAGACUGAUUUGCAUGAUGGAAAUCUACUUUGUUGGGUUCAGGGAACAAUGCACUGUACUGCUCUAACAGGGCAAUUUCAUAUUGUUUUGGCAUGAAAAUGGGUUAGGAGACACCAUUGGAUGGCCUAGUUCAGAAAAGCUGAGGUGACAAUUGGUUAAGGUGAAAGGAAAAUCUAACUGCUGAAACUCGACUGAUCUGGAAGAAAAUAUGUUGGUGUUUGAUUACCUGUGGUGAGAAGAACUUCUUCGGCUAGGAGUUUGUUGAGUUGUCCAAAUGGUCGUUGAGUAUGCCUCCUCCUAAAAUACAUCUGAGUCAGAACGUGCAUGCAAAUUGAAGUUCGUUUUUUUUUUUUUAAUCUACUAAAUGGAGGAUGUGUUCCAGCUUCUACCCACUUGUAUCCUCAGCACCCCCUGUGUCUUGAAAUUUUACUUAACUAAUUUAGCAAGUCUGCAGUCUUCUACCAUGGCUCAUUCCAUCAUUAUACCGUCCAUCUGCCUUUCUCUUAAUUAACCAGGUGAGUUUGUGGGGACAUCCAUGGACAAUUCUUUGAUUUGAUGAAGCUUUUUGAAGUGGGGGGAUCUCCUGCCAACACUCGCUACCUCUUCUUAGGGGACUAUGUUGACAGAGGGUACUUCAGUAUCGAAUGUGUGCUGUAUUUGUGGGCCUUGAAAAUUCUUUACCCCAAAACACUGUUUUUACUUCGUGGAAAUCAUGAAUGUAGACAUCUAACAGAGUAUUUCACAUUUAAACAAGAAUGUAAAAUAAAGUAUUCAGAACGCGUAUAUGAUGCCUGUAUGGAUGCCUUUGACUGCCUGCCCCUGGCUGCCCUGAUGAACCAACAGUUCCUGUGUGUCCACGGCGGUUUGUCUCCAGAGAUUAACACUUUAGAUGAUAUCAGAAAAUUAGACCGAUUCAAAGAACCACCUGCUUAUGGACCUAUGUGUGAUAUCCUGUGGUCAGACCCCCUGGAGGAUUUUGGAAAUGAGAAGACUCAGGAACAUUUCACUCACAACACAGUCAGGGGGUGUUCGUACUUCUACAGCUACCCGGCUGUAUGUGAAUUCUUACAGCACAAUAACCUGUUGUCUAUACUCCGAGCCCAUGAAGCCCAAGAUGCAGGGUAUCGCAUGUACAGGAAAAGCCAAACGACAGGCUUCCCUUCUCUAAUUACAAUUUUUUCAGCACCAAAUUACUUAGAUGUGUACAAUAACAAAGCUGCAGUAUUGAAGUAUGAGAACAAUGUCAUGAACAUCAGGCAAUUCAACUGUUCUCCUCACCCAUACUGGCUUCCAAAUUUCAUGGAUGUUUUCACUUGGUCCCUGCCCUUUGUUGGAGAAAAAGUGACUGAAAUGCUGGUAAAUGUCCUCAACAUCUGCUCAGAUGAUGAACUAGGGUCAGAAGAAGAUGGAUUUGAUGGCGCAACAGCUGCAGCCCGGAAGGAGGUGAUAAGGAACAAGAUCCGAGCAAUAGGCAAAAUGGCCCGAGUGUUCUCAGUUCUCAGAGAAGAGAGUGAGAGCGUGCUAACGCUGAAAGGCUUGACUCCCACGGGCAUGCUCCCCAGCGGAGUGCUUUCUGGAGGGAAGCAGACCCUGCAAAGCGCUACUGUUGAGGCUAUUGAGGCUGAUGAAGCCAUCAAAGGAUUUUCACCACAACAUAAGAUCACUAGCUUCGAGGAGGCCAAGGGCUUAGACCGAAUUAACGAGAGGAUGCCACCUCGCAGAGAUGCCAUGCCCUCUGACGCCAACCUUAACUCCAUCAACAAGGCUCUCACCUCAGAGACUAACGGCACGGACAGCAAUGGCAGUAAUAGCAGCAAUAUCCAGUGACCACUUCCUGUUCACUUUUUUUUUUUUUUUUGAGCUGCAGGGCAUGAUGGGGAUUGCUGCCUAUCAGCAGUUGGGUGUUCUUGCCUCUGAUGGUAGCUUAUUUGCUCUGGGGGCCAGGAAUUGGAUUCAGUUUACACUAUCAUUAAAAAAGAGGGAGAGAGAUAAUAAACUAUAUUUUGGUGGGGGUGGUGAUUAAACACCUCUUCGGGGUAUGCCUUUUAAAAAUGCUUAUAGGAAAAAAAAACUUUAAAAAGAAAGCUAACGCUAGUAUAUACUGCAAUGUUAGGGGAAUGAACAUGUUUUCCUACUGCAUUGGGGACUUCUAGAUAGGUUAAUGAAAGGUCUUUUAUUAUGUUACUGGACACGAAAACUUUGUCUAAUUUCUUACUCUAUUGUACGUUUACAGUUGCAGCACUAAAAAUGGAUGACAUCAAACAUUUUUAACAAAAUGAUGUACAAACUAAAUAAGGACUAUUUAUUGAUAAUGUUUUGCUACUCUUGUCAGACAAUGGCUAUAAAAUGAAUUAGGCAGUCUUAAAAAACAAAAAAAAAAAAAAACAGAAAAAGAAAAAAAAAAGAAUGUUGCAAAUUUGUUAAAAUGCCAAAAAGGACAGUUUAAUUUUGUACAGAUUAUGCUUACCUCAGGUUUCUUUAGUGUGCUUGAAUGCCCUUCUUUCCAUAUAAACACUUAUCUUAUUAAUUUAGCAAUGAAUAUCUUUUCUUUUCUUUAAGUUUUAAAAAAACUGGAAUAAUUACAUCUAUCUUUUUUUGCUGUUUAUAUUUAGGGUUUUUUUUUUUUUUUCGUUGUUGAUAAAUCAAGUCUUGGUUGUGGCUUGCCGAAUUAAAUAUUUAUGAGUGGUGCAUUUUUAAGUAUAGUGAACAAGACACCAUAUUAAGUACAGUGAUAAAGCAUCUAUAUUCUGUAAAAAAAAAAAAAUCUGCCUAUGCAUGUUUUUUAAGAAAAAAAUGGCUGUAUCGGCCUGUAUGGGACUGUAAUGCGCUUAGUGGUCUGACAUAUACUGGAAAUAUAUGUAUACUGGCGUACUUUAUAUUCUCUAAAAUGCUUAAUGCCUUUGAAAUUUUGUAAUCAAAAAAGCUUUGAAAAAAUCUAAAGGGGAGAGUAUUCUUAAAAGUUUUUAACAUAAGCUUGUCAGUGCACAUAUAGACGGUUAGCAUGUUUAGCAAACCUUGUGAAAUUUAAAUAAGUUUGUAGUUACAUGUGAAACUCUAAAUGCAUGGUAACUGUUAAUGUCAUCACGGUUUAGUUCUUUUGUUCUGUUCUGUCACGUGCCACAAAAUAUGUACUUUUUUCACUUUUUUCCCUUUGUAUAUCAGUUACGGGUUACAACUGGUUCAUUCUGAAAACAACAACAAAAAGUCCAUUCAUAUUUUUUAACAAUUGUAUAAGUGCCCAAGUAAUUCACUACAGCCUAAAGCCUUGCCUUUGUAAUUUGACUUCUGAAAUGUUGGCAAUCAAAGCAUGCACUUGUAACAAUGACAAAGACAAAGCAUUUUAUAUUACUACUCAAUAAAAUGUGCAUGAACUUAAAGAACUCUCAUCCUUUCACUGAGUCUGCUGAAGGGAGUUAUGUUCACAACCACCAUGCUCUCUUCUAGGUGCUGGGCCCACACCACGCAUCACAGAUUUACUCCACCAGGCUUCUCCGAGGUCCUGGUGAUGUAAGGUGUGGUGGGUGCCUACUUCCGCUGUAAGAAUCUUGGUGGAUUUGUGUCUCAAAUCAGACAAGAGAAAUGUAUUUAAAAGAGCAAAUGCCAUCUUCUGGCUCCCUCGAAUGUGGGAGCCAGUUAAGAAACCAGAGCAUUCCUUUUUAUUGAAAAACAAAAAUUGUUAUCAGGUUGUUUCAGUUGUAUUGGAUGCCCUGUCUGCUAAAGCGAAAAGAACUAAGCUGCUAAGUGCAUUUUCAUCACAGAAGAGAGUUGCAUUUGUAUGGAUAUGAAAUUUGUAUUGUGGCACUUCGGCUAAUAUCUAAUCACCCGAAGAUUUAAGAUACACCAGAUUCCAGUUUGUUUCUAACAUUGUUCAUUUUCAGUGCACUUUGUUUUAUGUAAUAAAGUAUGCUUGUGACAUUAAAUAAUUAAAGAAUAUGGCAAUUAGUGAUAUAGUAUACCAAAACAAAGAUGUUCUAGAUAUAUUCUCUGACAAAGACUAUCCCAAAUUCAUUUUAAUGACUACAAACAUGUUUUCCUCUGGAUAUUUUUCCAUCCUUAAAAAAUGACAUCCAAGGAAAAUAUUUAGAUGCAGCCUAUUAGAACGAUGUGAAAGAAAUGGUAAUUCUGAUACUGAGGUGUUUAUUUUCUUUCUUAUAACUGCAGAGAAAAUAUCCUGACCC
Molecule: messenger RNA, 5286 nt
Organism: Acinonyx jubatus (cheetah)
Lineage: Eukaryota; Metazoa; Chordata; Mammalia; Carnivora; Felidae
Gene: PPP3CA
Product: protein phosphatase 3 catalytic subunit alpha
Exons: 13
Coding region: 1664-2935 (423 amino acids)
Biological process (GO): calcineurin-NFAT signaling cascade
Cellular component (GO): cytoplasm; calcineurin complex; cytosol
Molecular function (GO): calmodulin binding; calmodulin-dependent protein phosphatase activity
Source: RefSeq, a predicted model, not a curated record